Messenger RNA from Eimeria maxima, 351 nucleotides. RefSeq lists its product as hypothetical. The transcript is spliced from 4 exons. The record is from RefSeq and is a predicted model, not a curated record. NCBI's taxonomy places the organism in Eukaryota, Apicomplexa, Conoidasida, Eucoccidiorida, Eimeriidae. Bases 1 to 351 code for a protein of 116 amino acids.
AUGAUCGACUGGGUUACCUAUGGCGAUCCAAGCGACAUUUUGACAGCUGCCUACGCUGCGCACGCAGUGGUGCUGCAAAUCAGGACAGAAUCUGUAGCCUUGCCCUCGCGUUAUGAGAUCAUGGCAUUUGCGCUGGUGCUCCCGGGACGUUUACAGGCUGGGGAGGAUGCUAACGAAACUGUUUACAAUGAUUUGUUUUCGCAGCACUGCCCCUCUACACCCCAAGACAACUCGCUGCUUACACUGAGAACUCUCGGGGACUACUGGGGACUAGGCGCUAAUGGAUACACAGAACUUGCGAAAUGCUCAGCAGGCCAAGUUGCCAAAGAAAAUUUUAAGUGCUUUGACUAG